AUGACGUGGCACCGUGAUAAAGUCUCUCACUACACUGGAAGUUAAUAGGAAUAUGACUUUUAGAUCGCGAAAAACGUUAUUCAUACACGUCAGAUUUCAAUACUGGACGAUAUAACUCGGGAGGUCUUCUCUCGAAUGAGCCAUUGAUCAUAUUUAUGUGAUAUUCCUGCCAUUGGAAUUUUAACGGAGGGUCUAAUACGUUUCUCCUUUUUGUCUGCCUCUUUAGUCCAGGAUGCAUUGCGUGGUGCCUUUGCCAGUGUAACGGAUGUGAAAGACGCCGUAAAGUUAUACUGUUACAUUGAUGCUGUUGACCCGGAUCACUGGUUGCUGCGGAAAAAGGAGGAGGUUGAAAGGGGGAUCUCCAGGCUCAAAGCGUCAGUCCACCAGCUGAAUACUCAGUCAGACUGGUGAAUGGGACCACUUCCUGUUCUGGGACAGUGGAAGUCUUCUCCAGAGGAGAGUGGUCAGGUCUAUGUUCUAGUUGGUGGAGCAUGAUGAGAGAGACUAAGGUUUUUUGUAGAGAGCUGGACUGUGGGAAUCCUGUAGCUGAAUCUAGAGGACCUCUGAUUGAAGAUGGAAGAAGAGGAGUCACACUAUAUGGUAGUUGCAAUGGAAAUGAGUCUUCUAUUGAACAGUGUGUCAUCAUCAUCAUCGUAGGAGGACGUGGUGUCUGUAUUGGUGAAUAUUAUCAUCAUGUGACCUGUUCAGAGUCUGUGCGUCUUGUGGAUGGAGCUGGUCUCUGCUCUGGGAGAGUGGAGGUGAAGUCCAAUCAGUCCUGGGCCUCAGUGUGUGAAGCUGACUUUGACCGGCAGGAUGCAGAGGUAGUCUGUGGGGAGCUUGGCUGUGGGGCUCCUGCAGCUCUACAGGGGGGGCUCUAUGGAGGAGGUGAGGGUCAGACCUGGGAUAAAGAGUUCCAGUGUAAAGGCAAUGAGUCCCUUCUCCUGGACUGUGACACCUCAGACAGAAAACACAACACCUGCCUCCCUGGUAAUGCUGUUGGACUCACCUGCUCAGAGCCUGAUGAUGUGAGGCUGGUGGGAGGAGGCAGUCGCUGUGCUGGUGGAGUGGAGUGGUACGACCAGGGAGAGUGGAGGAUUGUGGGAGCUUCAGACUGGAACCAGUGGAAUGUAGCUGCAGUAGUGUGUAGACAGCUGGGUUGUGGCUCCACUGUUUCAGUACCACCUGGAAACACCACUAGAGGGAAUGCCGUUUACUGUUAUGGGUCUGAGUCUUCACUGAGGGAGUGUGUGAGAAUGUAUUAUCCCCGUCCUGGACUCACAGUGAUCUGCUCAGCCUCUCCUCUGCCAGCCUUCAUCAUCAGACACGUUGUAGUGCUGCUGCUCCUACUGACAGCCAUCACCACCUCCUACCUGUACUACAAGCCCACCAGGAGGCAGAAGAGAGUGAACAGGGUGAGCAGCAUGGAUCUUGACGUCAAUGCCAUGGAGAUGGUCUCUCUGAGCUCCAGAGCUGAAGCUGGACCGGGAGAGGAGAGAGCAGCCCAGGGGACGGAGUAGGAGUAGAAUGAAGCUGAUCCUACAUGCUGAUCUUAGGUCAGUUUUGUGUUUUAAAUUGAUGGUCAGCAGUGGACUGGUGUUUAAAAUGUGGUGACAAACCUGAAGUGGUUCUAAUUUUAAUAACAAGUUCAGAAUUAGUUUAUCUGUCUAGAACCUUGGAAGAAAUCUAAAAGGAGUGACUGCAACCACCAUUAUUCCUUUUAGUUUGGUUUUUACCACCAGGGUAACAUGGGGUUCUAGGUAACAUGGGGUUUGGGGUAACAUGGGGUUCUAGGUAACGUGGGGUUUUGGUAACGUGGGGUUUUGGUAACGUGGGGUUUUGGUAACAUGGGGUUUUGGGUAACAUGGGGUUUUGGGUAACAUGGGGUUUUAAUUAUUUGAAGAGAGUAGCUCAAUUACAUCUGACUUGUGUUCCAGACUGUAUUGCUUUUUGCUUUUGUCUUAAUGUCUUUAGUCUUUAUCUUAUUUAGUGUCUCUUAGAUUCUUUAUCUUAUUUAGUGUCUCUUAGAUUCUUUAUCUUAUUUAGUGUCUCUUAGAUUCUUUAUCUUAUUUAGUGUCUCUUAGAUUCUUUAUCUUGAAGUGUCUCCAUUAUUAGUCCAUGUAUUAUUAUAAUCAUCUGAUCAUUCUUUGUAAUUUGAAAAAAAAAAUUAUAAAGGGGUUUGUUGUUGUUUACCUCUCAUGAUGUUGAUUAUAAAUGUUACGAUAUUGAUUAUGAUGUAGAUUAUUGUUAUGAUGUUGCUCUCUAAACUGCCAUGUAAUUAACUUAAUGCUUUUAAUAAAAUUACAGGCUGUCAGUCUA
Messenger RNA from Salvelinus fontinalis (brook trout), 2316 nucleotides. Its product is annotated as scavenger receptor cysteine-rich type 1 protein M130-like. The record is from RefSeq and is a predicted model, not a curated record. Bases 492 to 1517 code for a protein of 341 amino acids. Gene Ontology annotation, cellular component: membrane. NCBI's taxonomy places the organism in Eukaryota, Metazoa, Chordata, Actinopteri, Salmoniformes, Salmonidae. The transcript is spliced from 7 exons.